GGCGCGGGCGCGGGUAGGUGGCGCCGGGCCCGGAAGCGCGGGGCACGAGGGGGCGGCGCGGUCGCGUGUCCUGCCGCGGCCAUGGGCGUGCAGCCCCCCAACUUCUCGUGGGUGCUCCCGGGCCGGCUGGCGGGGCUGGCGCUGCCGCGGCUCCCCGCGCACUACCAGUUCCUGCUGGACCAGGGCGUGCGGCACCUGGUGUCCCUGACGGAGCGCGGGCCCCCGCACAGCGACAGCUGCCCCGGCCUCACGCUGCACCGGCUGCGCAUCCCGGACUUCUGCCCGCCGGCCCCCGAGCAGAUCGACCGCUUCGUGCGGAUCGUGGACGAGGCCAACGCGCGCGGGGAGGCCGUGGGGGUGCACUGCGCCCUGGGCUUUGGCCGCACUGGCACCAUGCUGGCCUGCUACCUGGUGAAGGAGCGGGGCCUGGCUGCGGGAGAUGCCAUCGCUGAAAUCCGGCGCCUUCGACCUGGCUCCAUCGAGACCUAUGAGCAGGAGAAAGCCGUCUUCCAGUUCUACCAGCGGACUAAAUAAAGAGCCUCAGCACCUGUCUGCGGCCCCGGGCCCUGACCCCCGUGUUCAGGGGCGCCGGAGACACAGACAUGCACGGAAGGCGCUAAGCCUUCCCACUCCUGCUGGCUCAGGAGACUGAACAGCCGUUCCUUAAGGCAGGUCCUGACUGAGGAGACGGCUGCAGCUGCACUGGGCGUGAGGGGGGAAGGGGGGUCUUUCUGCUGCUCCCCUGAAUAAAUAAAUUCUAAGACCCA
Messenger RNA from Ailuropoda melanoleuca (giant panda), 767 nucleotides. RefSeq names its product dual specificity phosphatase 23 (gene DUSP23). Bases 82 to 534 code for a protein of 150 amino acids. The transcript is spliced from 2 exons. Gene Ontology annotation, biological process: protein dephosphorylation. Lineage: Eukaryota; Metazoa; Chordata; Mammalia; Carnivora; Ursidae. The record is from RefSeq and is a predicted model, not a curated record.